CCACCGUUCCGACGUGUCGCUUGGCUUUUCUUUUCUUCCUCCAGCCGCCUCUCAUGGCCUCUGACUGGGGCUUUAACUUCCGCAACGGCUACGCUUGUGACUCGGAUUCGUCCGACGACGAUGCGGCGCCGAAGACGGAGACGGACCUGAUCAGGGACUUCGACCUGGGUUCGCGCGACGAGGGCGGCGUAAAGUAUAAGCCGAAUCCGUUCAGUAUUGCCAAGAUUAAUGCGGCGGCGAGAGGAGAACCCACGGCGAAGCAGGGAGGAGGGAAGUCGGGGAAGGCGCAGGGUCGAGGGAAGCCCCAGGCGAAGAAGGCUGGUGGAGGGACGAUCGAGCAUGCCUUCAAGAUGCAGGCUGCACGACCGAGGAACAAGGCGGUGAAGGAACCGGCUGCGAAGCAGGCGCCACGAAGCCGGCCGUUCCAGGAUCCCCGCAUCGAUCGUCCUACUCCCCCUCCUCCCGCGCAGGCACCAUCCCCACCGAUUAUCCUCGCCACCACGAAUGCUGCCACCAAUCCACUCACAACAGUGGACGCUGCCGCUUUUGCUCCGACCACAGCCUCUACGAAGGAAACUGCUGCAUCUGACGCGCAUAUACUCACUUCACUAACGGCCUCUACCGACUUAGCCCAGGAGGCACCAAUCUUGAACCCGACUUCUCCGCAACGUCAAUCAGCUCAUAUACCGACCUUCCGACCUCGCCCCCGCAUCCCCCGUUUGCAAUAUAACGUCCAAUCGUCCCCGCUGCGCUCCCAGCUGCCUCGUAGUCAAGCCGCUCGACAUGCUCCGCUUUCGUCUCCUGCUCAACCUCGUGCGUACCAUACGCAAUGCUCUACUACUUCGUCGACUGCUGCUCCUCGUGCUUCCUCCCGACCUGCUGUCCCUCAAGGCUCCACUACGCAUUCACAACCGAAAAGGUCGCCCGGCAUGUAUGCUGGCGACCCUCAUUCUCGAAGCUCUCCUGCCAAAUUGGACUUCCGGCGCUUGCAAGCCCAGGCUUCUCGACGGCAAGCUACAUCAGCUCGCUCAGUGCAUCCCACCGCCUUCGACGACCAACCCCAGAUCCUGCAAAUGCGACCCGCCAACAAGCCAUCGUCUCCGAGGCCCCCUUCAAUUACCACCAUGAGAGGUUAUACUCCCGGGCGCUCGUCACCGUCUCUCAAAGCUUCGUCGCCAUCGUCUUCCGUGUCACGCAAGCGACCUAUCAGCCAUUCAGCUCGCGGUCCUGCUUCUCGCUCGCCUUCACGCCUGCCCUCCGCGUACGCUACCUCCUUCGGCGACGCGGACGAGGAGUGGAGCACGCUCUCUGCGCCACUGCGCCCCGGAAAGCGACAGAAGGUGAACGGCGUGUCUCUGAGCGCGCCGUUCUCGAUUCCGGCGCUAUUGAGCAAGGCUGGCACGGGUGGGGGAGAGGCGAAGGCGAGGAAAGGAUUGGCCGCGAAGGCGCGUACGGGCACGGGUAUCAUAUCGAGAGGCGGUACGCGCCCGCCUGGCGACUCCCGAGCUCGCGACACUGUUCGCAAGAGCGGCGUCAGUCCUGGCUCGAGUCGGCGGGUCAUCACGUUCUUGCCGCCGCCUCUACCGAGUUCUGUCGCUAGCAAACCGGUGUCCCGCCCGAGUGCUCCCAACGCGGAGGAGAGAGACGACUCCGAUGUGCUUCCGUCCGUGAACGACGCGGAUGAGCCGAGAUUCCAAUUCUCGGUCGACGAUGUAGGCCGUCUUCGCUCCUCGUCUCCUUUGUAUGCGCGCUCGUCUAGUCCGACGCUUGUGGGCGCGAACCCGAGGACACCGGUCUACAAGGACGCACCGUACUCUGCCUACGACCAGUAUGCUCCCUACGACGAUGGUUCUGUUACGAUGCACGACGCUAUCCGUCCUGGCUACGACGACAACUUUCCUCUCCGCGCCGAUAACGCUCUUCUCUACGCCGGUGCUGGUCAUCCCUCCGAUGGCGCUACUUGCUACGACGAUGCUCGUCCAGAUGCUCAUACUCAUUACUAUGGCGCUCAAGCUCGCGGCCACGAUGCUCAUGCUCACCAUUACGACGACUACGACGACGCUGACGACUCAAUGCUCGCUAAUAUCGACCUUGAAGGCGUGCGACUGCGAUUCCCGGCGCUGAAGGCUAGGUUGCGUUCCGUGCGUAUUCUUUUCUAUCCUCACUUGCGCAUUUCUCUCUCAUUGCUUCGUGUAUUCGUUGUCUUCAUCGUUGGAUCCUGUCGUUCAAUUCGGUGCUACAUGUCUUGCCUCCCAUAUCAUCCCCCACUUACUGAUUGCACCCAGUAGCGCAAGAAGGCCGUCAUGACGAUGUGGGAG
Schizophyllum commune H4-8 is the source of this 2318-nucleotide messenger RNA. RefSeq lists its product as uncharacterized. Lineage: Eukaryota; Fungi; Basidiomycota; Agaricomycetes; Agaricales; Schizophyllaceae. The record is from RefSeq and is a predicted model, not a curated record. Bases 54 to 2288 code for a protein of 744 amino acids. The transcript is spliced from 2 exons.